Molecule: messenger RNA, 315 nt
Organism: Cinara cedri
Lineage: Eukaryota; Metazoa; Arthropoda; Insecta; Hemiptera; Aphididae
Source: the annotation of a GenBank genome assembly
AUGCAAGUAGUAGAUAGCCAGGGUGAUUUGCUAGAAGGAGUAAAAUGCAUUGUAAGUCUUCCUGCAUCUGGAGUGAGAUAUUCUCUUGCAUCUAAUCCUGGACAAGUAGCAGUUCAACGAGGAUCAGGAACAGUAUCUAUUAAUUGUAAAAAAUCAGGUUAUGAACAGUCAGAUGUGAUGGUAGGUGAAGAUUUUAAUAAAGUUACUUUAUUAAACGUAGUGUGGCUGCCUGGUUUUGCUGUUGACGCAAUUACUGGAGCUUAUAAACAGUAUCCAUCACACUAUAUUAUAACUAUGAGAGAGUCUGGUUCAUAA